AUGCACCCCGUCGACGAGCAGCUCACCGUCGUCCACUCGGUCGCCCUCGACAUCCUUCCCUGGCCCGCGGUGCGCAGCCGUGUGCUUCGAGCGAUCAAGGCCAAGCUGCUGGACCACGACACAUUCAAAAUCGACAUUAUGUUCGGCACCGACGCAGAGCGCAUCGUCAUUUCGCCCUUUCGCAUCCACAAUGCGCCCACCGAUGACGCCUUUCGCCUCGACGACGACGCUUCCUUUGAGGCCACGAUGGAUCCCGGCAAUUGGGAGUGCUCAAAGACAUGGCUCGAAAAGUACUGGUUCAUCGUCGACGAGAGCAUCGUGCAGCGGACCAACUACUGGUGGGAGAAGCAGGGCCUGGCUCCGGUCAUCACCUUUGGCAACCCGGUCUGGCCCGGCUCUCACGCCCUUUUCUCCUUUCGGUCGAAUUCAUGA
Molecule: messenger RNA, 432 nt
Organism: Acaromyces ingoldii
Lineage: Eukaryota; Fungi; Basidiomycota; Exobasidiomycetes; Exobasidiales; Cryptobasidiaceae
Exons: 1
Coding region: 1-432 (143 amino acids)
Source: RefSeq, a predicted model, not a curated record